Molecule: messenger RNA, 918 nt
Organism: Salpingoeca rosetta
Lineage: Eukaryota; Choanoflagellata; Craspedida; Salpingoecidae
Exons: 2
Coding region: 1-918 (305 amino acids)
Source: RefSeq, a predicted model, not a curated record
AUGUUCGGCAGUGCUCACAACGACAAAAACCAGCGUCACAGCAGCACUGGUCAGCCCCACCAUGGACAUGCGCUCCACCAAGAGGAACUGCUGUUUCUGCAGCAGCAGCAGCAGCAGCAGCAGCAGCAGCCUCUUCUGAUGGCGACGGGACCUCGCUCGGGCACCAUGUCUUCGCCCGACUCUGAGCACUCACACUACCAGUUCUCGGAAGAACACACGCCGCAAGAGCGAGGGCGUUCACCAGCGCAGCAAGAGCUGCGGCGGGAGCAGGAACUGCAUCGCCCAGUGAACGGGAAUGUGCCAUUACAGCAACAACAGGACCAGCUGCAACACUUAUUGCAGCAGGACCUGCAGCAUCUCCUGAUACAUGCUGGCAUUUUGCCGCCUGACACCACCACGCUUGCACAAGCGCGAGCGCGCCUGCAACGGGAUCCAGAGCAGACCCUCGACCAGUUUAAACCAGGCCACGGGGUGCGUUUCUUCUGCGACAAAGUGCUCAGUCGUGAGCUCCAGAGUUGGCAGCUCCCAGCCAUCCACCGCCUUCUCGACAAGUGUGCGGGCGACCGGUUGAGGGAGGAGCGCAAGAAAUCAUCAACAGCCAGGUCCGAAAGAAAGAAAAGGGCCGAGCGCGACGCAGAAGUGGCCGCGCUGAAAGCGCAAGUGGCACAGCUAAGGACGCAGCUGCAGCAGAAAGACAGCGAGCUCGCAACCCUCAAGACAGAGGAGAUUAUGCUGCAGGUCAAACCUCAGCUGUCGGCCCUGUUCAACACAGACGUCGGUUGUCAGCAACCCGAACGUGGGCCCCACCACGAUGGCCACCAGUUCCACUUCCAAGACCAACCCCGAGACCAGGAUCAUCCACGCAGGGAUGACAACUACAACGACGGCCGUCAUUAUGAUGGCCAGUGGUCAUCGUGA